Molecule: messenger RNA, 4350 nt
Organism: Linnemannia hyalina
Lineage: Eukaryota; Fungi; Mortierellomycota; Mortierellomycetes; Mortierellales; Mortierellaceae
Source: the annotation of a GenBank genome assembly
AUGCCUGCGCUACCGACGUCCCCUGCUCCCUGUCUGGCCCACUCACUCCAAAACGAGGACUGGCCCAUCGAAGCACAAAAGGUCAAUGAUGAACAGGUCCAAGCCUUCUGUCGUGAAUAUGCCAAGACGGCCCCCGAGAAAGGAAGCCCCAUCAAGCCUGACGAUCACAUUCGGAGAGUCAAGACGGCCCUUGCUGAAUACACGACUCGAGGACUACUUGGAGGGAAGCCUCUACCAGAAGAGUUUUUGCGCCAAGGCUCUGAACAUAUCCUGUCUCCUUCACCCGAGGAGCUCAUGGAGUUAUAUGCCACCCUGCUCCGUGACAACCUAGAUUUGAAUCCUAAAAUGAGAGAGGUUCUUACGGAUCAGACCUUUGCAACAGCAACCAUGACCUUGCAUGGAGACCAGAUCGAACAGCACUUUCGCCAACACCAUCAAAACGCGCCCCCACAACAGCGGGCACCCUGUGGGUGUGGUGUCGAUCACGGCGACGAAGAUGCGCUUGAUUUCCCAGAGGACAGCUACGAGGAUGAGCCGGACGAGGAGGAAGAUGAAGACGACGAAGAUGACGACGAACGAGACGAGGAUGAUGACGAGGAAGAAGAUAGCAUGGAUGACGACGAGUACGAAGAAGACGAUGAGCAGGAUGUUAUCGACGGCUAUUCUCACCACUAUGACGAUGUCAACCUCAAACGGAUGGCCUACGAGGAAGAAAAGCUAAAGCUCGAGACCGUUCGUCGCGUACGUGAGGAAGAAAGGCGUCUCAAGGAGGAGUUUCGCAAGAAGAAACUUUCUGAACGGCACAAGCAAAAGCAGGAAAAGGAUCGUAUCGAGUUACUGCAACGAUUGCGCCGCGAGGACGAGGAGCGUCGGAAGCGCGAGGCUCUGGAAAAGCAAAGGCGAGAGAAACUUGAACUGGAGAUGCGUCGGAAGCGAGAGGCUGCCGAAGCUGAUCAAACGGCGCGAUCCUUUCUGUUCCAAUGCACCAUGCUUUCGCAGAUCGAGACAGUGAAGCAGAUGAUUGGCGCUACUCCAGACGAUUCAUGUUCAUUGACGGGAUUGCCAAGGUUUUCUACAACCGCUGCGACGCGACUCUUUGGAUGGGAGUAUAUGACGAUGGUCGAAGGCGUUGGCGAGGUCAGUGAGGAGAGAGGCGUACAGGAGACUUUACUGCACGUUGCUGUCCGUGUUGGAUGUGCAGAUCUGGCGACUUUCUUUAUCGACAAAGGCGCGCCACUGGAUGCCCUUGAUGCUGAGGGGUUGACGCCGCUUCAUACUGCAGCAAAACAUACUUCGUCCUUUGAGGUGUGCAAGCUACUGGUGGAGAAGACCGCCCACCACAUCGACAGGACCUGUAUUGUUUCCGGAAAGUCGGCACUCCACUAUGCGGCUCAGAACGGCAACGCGGAAUUGGUCGCGCUUUUGUUGCAGCAUCACGCGAGGAUCAACCCUGUAGAUCUCAAAGGAAACACGCCCGAAUUGCUAGCCAAGGCAGGAUUAGAGAGUGCAUUGUCUGAAAAACCGUCCAAGGCAAACACCAAACAGGCCAACACCGCCAAGGCACAAAAGUAUCGGAGCACGAUGCAGCAUCUUCAGAAGGCGAUUGCGGCUGUCAAGGAGGCGCAGAGUCGGAAGGACGCCCAGUUGGAGGAACAACGCCGAAAGGAAGAAGCCCUUGCUCGCGAGGAGGCUGAGAAGGACAACGCUGCUCGAAAGAAACAGGAAGAGAAACUGGAAGCGGACCUGAGGAGACGACUUGAGGAAGAGAAGGAGCUGGAGCGUCUCAAGGCGAUGGCGUCCGACCCCAAUGGUAACAGCAACAACAGCAACAAGAAGAAGAAGAAAAAGAAGGGCAAGGGCGGUAAUGACAACACUCCGACAUUCAAGGAGACCCCUCACUCUGCAAUUUCGGCUUCGAAAGUGGAACACUCUUCGGAAUCAGCUGCUUCGUCCCCUGCUUUGCCAUCGGUUAACGUCAAGACAAUACAGGAUUCAGUAUCAAGCCAGUCCCCCAAGACAGCUACACGUACUACAGCGACUACAGUAUCACCGGAGGCGACAACCAAAGGACAAGUGCCGGCAGCACCAACAGCACCGGCCAAAUCUCCUGCGCUUGCAGUGGCAGCACGGAUUCCAAAACCAAAAACGAGUUACCGCCCUUCCCAGCUAGUGGUGACACGGAUGACGGACAUGGGAUUCCCAUUGCGCGAGUCUCGCAAGGCAUUGGUCCAGACAGAAGGGCGUGUGGAAGAUGCCAUUGAUUUGUUGACGAGCGGUGCCCAGUUGGCGGAUGAUUCGGAAGAUGAGGCAGAAUUAGCAGCGGAGAAGGCCAGGGCAAAGCAGACUCUAAAUGCAGCGAAUGCACUAAAGGCAGUAGCUCAGGUCAGACCACAGGACACCUUUGUGAAUGGACAUCAUCCUGCGGUGAGGCCUGUGCAACAACAACCACCACCACCACAACCACCACAACAACAACAACAACAACAGCUACCACAACAAUCACAGCAACACUCUGGGCAUCCUCCUCAUCAACAACAUCCACAUCCGAACCAGCCCCAUCACCAGCAACCUCAACAACAGCAGCCGAUACACCACUCGCAGGCCCAACCGAUGGCGUAUCAGCGGACACACAAUGGACCUCCCGGGAUGUUCCCAGUCCAGCAACGCCCCGUUAACCACCCUGUUCAGAUUCUUCAGCGGACACAUCAAAUGGCACCCCAAGCCCAACCGCGGUCAGUACCGACGCAAGUUCUCCAGCGCCCACCGCCUCAUGCGCAGAAUGGACAACAGCCAGCCAUCAACGUUCAGAACCAGGCAACAAGGCGAUCUUUCUCAAACCAAGGAGUUUCACCCAUGUCGAGUCCGAUUACACACCCUGCAACAACUCUUGCCAGCUUUAUUGCUCCUCGGACAGGUCAGCCCGCUCCUCCAACACGCGCGCCCUAUUCGUAUGGACCAGCAGCAUCGUCGACUAUGCACACCAAGCCCUUGACAGCGCCUUCGAUCAACACGAGUCAGCUCCACCAAAACUCGGCAUACAAGAUCCCUGGCGCAACAUCGGCAUCUGUACUAGAUCGGAGUACUCCCGGGCGUGGGUCAAUGGGCGACACUGGCUUGGCAAGGAAGUUUGGCAGCAUGGAUAUCUCAGAACACCAGGGGUAUGGCUCUAGCCAAGGAUUCUCCAGUUUCCCUACGGCGAAUUCUACAUGGGACAUGAACCUGAGCAACAAGGGCCCCACACCGACUUCUCUUGAGCUCCCUGCACCGAUCAGCGCAGGAUAUCAACAGUCGUCCAUGGGAGCUCACAAUCUGUGGGCGACCCCUGGGCUGUCAUUACCUGGACCGCCACUCUUGCAGCCUGUAGGCGACAGUAGUUCAAUGUCGCCGUUCGGCUCUCCAUUCCUUACCAGUUUACCUGCCCCACACCAUUCCCAGCACCCACACCAACACUCUCAGCAGCACUCACAUCAUCAGCACCAGCUUGGGCAGCACCAACAACAGCAGCACCUUCCUCGGUCACCCACUGCAGGUUCUACGCUAGGCGGUUUGCAGGGCUAUGGUUUGUCGGAUAUGGAUCUCGGAAACGCUGACGGGGAGAUGAUCAAGGAUGUCUUGGCAAUGACAGGCGCGAUCGAUUCUGAAGAGUUUGCCAAGUUCGAGGCCGAGUACUCACUAUUGGAUUCUGGCUUUUCCACCGGCAGUAACAACAACAUCAGUCCGGCGGCCCCAUCGCGAGCUGUUGGUGGAGGUCGUGGAAGCAACAGCGGAGCCAGUGGUCAAACUACGGGCAGUCUUUGGGGCAACAGUGGCAGUGACUCGAAUCAUCAUGGCCUGCCUUCACCGAUUGGAACAGUCAAUGGACAUGCGCGCCGCGGCUUGGACGGUUUUGACAGUCAUGGAUCCAAUGGCUUGUCAGAUUCCAAGGGAGGAGGCGUGUCAGAGUACAGUCAAUGGAAUUCGGGAUUCGCGCUUGAGCAGACCAUGUACCCAACGACGACUCGGCAACAAGGCGGUGGACCAUCAUCUUCGUUUGUGGACAGCUUCUUUGGUUCACAGGCAAGGUCAGGAAGUUCAUCGUACAACCAGCAUGCGCAGCUUCAACAACAACCCAUGUCGCCAUUUGACUAUUCGCCAUUCGGUGGACUAGGAGGUAGUGGUGGUGGUGUUGCUGCUGGUGUAAACCAUACAUCACCGGCGCUGUCGUCCAGCUCAUUGUCGAACGUGAUUGGGAGCCAUGGCAGUCGAGGCGGUAAUGGUAAUGGCGGCAACCAAGCUGUGUCUGGGAUGCCAACGUCUUCUUCAUCCUCGUCAUCGGCAGUGAAGAGUGGUCCCAAUAGCCCAAGGAAUUAA